Molecule: messenger RNA, 1470 nt
Organism: Notechis scutatus (mainland tiger snake)
Lineage: Eukaryota; Metazoa; Chordata; Lepidosauria; Squamata; Elapidae
Gene: SPATA17
Product: spermatogenesis associated 17
Biological process (GO): mitotic cell cycle; establishment of meiotic spindle localization; spindle organization
Cellular component (GO): spindle pole
Molecular function (GO): calmodulin binding
Source: RefSeq, a predicted model, not a curated record
GCCGGGUGGGGGGCAAGAUGGCCACUUUGGCUCGGCUGCAACAGCGGCUACCAAGUUUCAAGGAGGAGUAUUACAGUAGAAACAGGUGUGUAGAUGAAUACAGAAAAACAGAAUAUUAUGCUGCUGUAAAAAUUCAGAGUUGGUUUCGAGGGUGUAAAGUCCGGGCAUAUAUCAGGUAUCUGAACAAGAUGAUGGUAUUUAUUCAGAAAUGGUGGCGGGGAUAUCAAGGGCGGAAAAAAUUCAGAAAAAUGGUGGAGACAGCAUAUUUUAUUAUGAAGAUGAAUUUCUACAAUGAAAUGGCUGUCAGGAUUCAAAGAAGAUGGCGAGGCUAUUACGUACGAAAAUAUAUCCAUAAUUAUUAUGCACUAAAGAAGUACUUGGAAGUUGUUGCAUUGAAUAAUGAGAUGGUCAGGAAAGAACUAGAAGAGUUUGCAGAGAUGAAGGAGAAAGAAGAGGUGAAAAAAGCUCUUGAAAGGGAAAAAAAGAAAAAGGAUUACCUAGCUCGAAAGAUGCAUUACCUCCUUAGCACUCAGCAGAUUGCAGGCAUAUAUAAUUCACCCUAUCGAAAGGAACCUGAUCCUUGGGAAAUGCAGUUAAGGAAAGCUAAACCUUUGAGGCACAAAAAGAAGAUUGAGAAAAAUGCUAUGGAUUUUCCAAUUUAUGCUGAUUCCUUUGGUUUACAAACAAUGCCAACUCUUCCUCCAAUUCAAAGACAAAAACCACAGGGACCUUUCCGUGAUACUGUUGAUGUACUCCAGCAACGGUUCAAACCCUUGGAACCAUCUGUGCAGGUGGUAGCCUCAAGUAGUUCAUUUCAACUUGCCCAAGAAAAACAAAGACAAGAAGAAUGGCGAAACCGUAUACAGGAUGAAAAGUUUAUGCCAUUUUCAUAUAAUGUGCCAGGUGAAUAUAUUCCAUCCAUGCAGAGAGCAAGCAAAUAUGGUCAGUCAAAGUAUGGAUUCAAGUAUUUCCGGGAAGAACACCCAGAGAAAUGGAUAACAAAGAAGGAUUUCUUAACCGUGUUACCGUCAAUUCCUCUUUUUGGAAAGUUUGGUCAAGCCUAUUCCAGAGCUGGGCAAUUUGUUUAAACAUGACGUCUCCAACCAGUUUUGUAAGAAAUUUUAACAACUAACUCUUUUAAGGCCAAAAGUGAUGCCUAUGAUUACUGUACCAUGCAGUCUUGUGGAAGAUUUUUAUCCAGACAUCAUUAGUAUAAUCGAGUUGUGGAAGUUUUGAAUUGAAAGAAGGGUUCCAUAGCAAUUGGUCAACUGCUGUCAUCAUUUCUAUGAAGAAUAUCCGAAAACAACUUCAGGAACAGGGUCUCCUUCCUUCCUUUCAACAAUCAGAAACUCCAAAGCGUAAUGACAUCUAAAAUAAAUGCUAUUUGACAACAAUUUGAAGGAUCGGUCGCAUUUUCUUAAUCAGAUAGUCUUGACUGUUUUUACAGUUAUUUUAGAAAUGUAGCCUGUU